Helicoverpa zea (corn earworm) is the source of this 2430-nucleotide messenger RNA. Its product is annotated as chromatin modification-related protein eaf-1-like. The transcript has 7 exons. The record is from RefSeq and is a predicted model, not a curated record. The coding region runs from base 33 to 2006 and encodes 657 amino acids. Lineage: Eukaryota; Metazoa; Arthropoda; Insecta; Lepidoptera; Noctuidae.
AGGCGUCGAGUGAUGAACGAAAGUCCACGAAAAUGAAGGAGCUGUUGGCUGUGAUAUCGUUGUUAGUAAGCGGGGCGGUAGCGGAGCCCCCGGCGCCCUACGCGCCGAGCGGGUGGAGGCCUGACGGACCUGCCUUCGUGUUGCCUCAGAGAGGACAAGAACAGCAGCCAUCACAAUACCUUCCACCGGCAGGCCUACCUUUAGACCCUCGGAACCCAAACACCAACGUGGAAUACGGAACUCCUCAAGAGGAAGACGUAUCAGUCCAGGGUCUACCUCCUCAGAGGGAGGAGGUGCCUUUCUUCCAAAGGUCACCGGUGAACGGCAGGCAGAACGUUGGACAGGCUUUCAAUUCUGAUCUGCAGAAUCUGGAUCAAGGAUUGAGGCAGACUCAGUACCAAGAACAACAGCAACGCUACCGCGAAUUCGAAAGACAGCGACAAAGAGACGUCCAGCUCGCUGCAAACCGGCUCCCCAAACCCCAGAUCCCUGCCCAAUUCGCCCCCAGAACCACUUCGACAACCGAAGCACCAACUACCGAAGCUACCACACCAGUAACCACUACAGAACUAAAUUUAAAUGAAGGAGAAACCUUGGAUGAUGAUGAAAAAGACCCUAAAGUUUCAGUAGAAAAACAAAAGAUUCAAGAGUAUCCAGGAGAACUGUUCUUAAGUUCUCUAGCUCAGUUACAAUUGCAGCCACAAUUUGUUCCUUUACAGCAGUUUGGUCAGCUAAGAUCACCUCUGUAUUUGCAACCUGUUCAGUCACAAAAGCAAGUCGCUGGGUUUGAUGCUCAGACCCAUUUCGCUGCUUUACCUUCGAUUAUAGCUCAGCAGCAACUGCAGCAGCAGAAAGUUGAGCAAGGUUUCCAAAGUCCUGCUUUGUUGGUAGCUCCUCAACCUCAGCCUCAGAUUCAACCUGUGACUGCUUAUCAACAGCCGCAAUUCCAAGCAGAGCCAGUUUCAGUGCAACCAGCUCAGGCAGUACAGCCUCAGGGUUUCUAUGGACAGCCUAAUGCUGAACCAGUUCCUCAAUACCAAACUGUGAAUGCUUUCCCUCAGCAACAAUUACAACCUGUUCCACAGUUUACCACACAACCAGUAGUGUUACAGCCUCAGAGUGUCAACCAACUGCAACCAGCUCAAUUCCAGCCUCAACCUCAAGAAGUAGAUCAGUACCAACCCCAGACGGUUCAGUUCCAACCUCAGCCACAACAACCCAAUCAGUAUCAACCUGCGACUGUCCAAUUUCAACCUCAACCAGCUCAAUUUCAGCCUCAACCAGCGCAGUUUCAGCCUCAAGCAGCUCAGUUCCAACCCCAGCCAGCGCAAUUCCAGCCCCAGCCGGCUCCAUUCCAGCCCCAGCCAGGCCAAUUCCAGCCCCAAUCUGACCAAGAAAGUCGAGACGUCGAAUCAAACGACCAGCCCCAGUUAUAUCAGCAACCAUUCGUUGUCCCAGCUAACCAAUACCAAGCUCAAUUUCAACCCCAACCUGGUUACAUUCAAGCCCAGCUUAUAAACUACCCUGGGCAAGAUUUAGCGCAAUUACAACAACAACAGCAAGCGCAGUUAUUUCAGCAACAAGCGCAAUUUGAGCAACAAACUCAAUUCCAGAAUAAAGGCCAAAGUCCAGAUGCUCUCCAAAGUGGUCUAGAUGUAAACCAGCAAGGGAAUGACCUGGAUGAACCCCAGGAUCAAGAAGACAGCCAGGAUGAAGGGAGAACAGCCACAGCAGUCGCCACGGCCUUUGGAGCAAGGACUCAGCCCCGUGUUCAACCACAAUAUGGCUCCCCCUACCCCGUGCCGAGAGUGCAAGCGGCGCCAGGAUCCAUCACUACUACCGAAUCGACUGUAGAGGAUGUGACUGAUGAUGGGCCAGUGGUAGCUCAGGCUGUGGCCAUUGCUGAUGGCAACAGGAAGAAGAGCGCUAAGCUAAGGAGUCGUCGCGUCCGUCCGGUUUUCACAUUGGACAGAUCAGGACACUUGGUAUUGGCACAAGGACAAUGAACAAACCGACAGCAAUACAAUAGACAUUAAGAUACCAUUGUAAUUUUUGACAGAACUUUGAUAAUAUCAUAAUUGCUUGGCCAUUGGAAAGUUAAAUAUUGAAUUGAAAAGUCAAACCGUCUAUUCGCAACUUCUAUUACAUUAUGGGAACAUUUUGUCUCUUUCUGAUAAUAUUGUUUCAUUUUAUAUCACGCUUUUAUUAAUUCGCUUUAUCAUUGUGUACAUUUUUUUGCCAGCGAGUGUACAGUUUAUUUCAAAUUAGUUUCUGGAUUCGAUUCAGUUUAGAAUCGACGUAAAAAUAUGAAUUUAACCACUCUAAGAGUGAGUUACAUCAUUUAAUUUUAGUAAUAACUAGCCGUGAAAAUGUCGUCCAUUGGUCAAAUCGGUUAGACAUUUGAAAAUGGUUCGGUUAUAGUUAUAGUUA